AUGCCUACUCCCUCCACUCAAGGCGCGAAAGCCAAGAAGAACAAGAAGAAGGCCGCGCAAGCCAAGGUGAAUGCCGAUGCCGAUGCCGACGCCGAGUCGGCAGGCGCUCCUGAACAACUCGAGGACGCCACCCAGGACGAUCCUGAUGGACCGGACGAGGGAAAAAACCCCUCUACCGAUGCCCCUCCACCCGAUGGUUGCGCGCUCGAUCAGUCUGCCAAUGACAACGUAUCCGGCGAUGUAUCUCGAAAGACUGAAGACAUCCACCCGGCGGUGACCGAGACCGAGACGGAGCCUGAGCCCAAUGACCGUUUCGAUGCGCUGGUUCGAGACCGAGACUGCCUACGGGCCGAAGUCACCGACAUGCGGAAAUCACUGGAGGAGAUCCAGACCAAACACCGUCUGGAAAUGGAGGCCCUACAGCAGAAACUGGACGAUACAGAGUCCAAGAAGGAACAGGCAGAAACCCAGUUCCAGAAGCUGUUGGAGCGGGUGAAUAUUAUCAAAUCUCAAUUGGGAGAGCGACUCAAGGAGGAUGAGGAGGAAUUGACCCAAGCGCGAUCCCAGAUCGAGGAACUCGAGGAUGAGAAUGCAAGCUUAAAGUCACAGCUCGAAUCCAAAUCAACGGAAUUUGCGAACCUCUCCAACGAAUCAGCACAGCAAGUUAAAGAGAUCGCUACAAUUCGAGACCGGACAACCCUCUCCCAGCAGAAUUGGCUGAAGGAGCGACAAGAAUUGAUCGAGCAGGAGUCCUAUCUGCAAUCCGAGUUUGAACAGGCCAAGGAAGCCAUGCACAACUGGGAAGUACUUGCAAUGGAGGAACGGUCAAUCCGGGAGAAUCUGGGCGAGAAGGUCGUUGAUCUCGAGGAGCAGCUUGGCAACCUCCGCGAUGCCUACGAAAAGGCUACAAAUGAACGCGAUACCCAGCAAUCUACCGUCGACGGUCUGCAACGGGCACUGCAGGAGAUCCAAUCAGCACGGAAACAGGAGCUCCGUGAGCUGGUAGAAAGCUCAGAUACACAGCUGGAGGAGUUAAGAGGAUCGCUCCGAGAGGCACAGCAACAAGCCACCGAUGCGGACAAGAAUAUUAAGGCCGCACAAGAAGAAUUGGAUCGAGUGCGCCCAUUCGAGAAGGAGGUGAAAGAGAAGAAUCUUCUCAUCGGAAAGCUGCGUCAUGAAGCAGUCACGCUGAACGACCACCUUACCAAGGCCUUGCGAUUCCUCAAGAAGGGGAAGCCGGAAGAUAAUGUGGACCGCCAUAUUGUUACCAAUCAUUUACUGCAUUUUCUUGCGUUGGACCGAUCGGACCCCAAGAAGUUCCAAAUCCUGCAACUCAUAGCAGCCCUCUUGGGCUGGGAUGAUGAACAACGAGAGCAAGCUGGGCUCGCUCGACCAGGUACGUCAAGUAUGCCUGGUAAGCUUCGGGUGCCCGGAACUCCCCUACGGACUCCUAGUACACCCAACCUGGCCGAAUUCAUGGACAAUGGAGUCUCUAGCAAGGAAACGCUAGCGGAGCUAUGGUCCAAUUUUUUGGAGCAGGAAGCAGAGGUGGGCAACCUGAACGCGAUGAGACGAGGAAGUCACCCAGGACCUGCUAAAUCAUAA
Messenger RNA from Penicillium pulvis, 1605 nucleotides. Its product is annotated as putative Golgi matrix protein. The transcript has 6 exons. The coding region runs from base 1 to 1605 and encodes 534 amino acids. NCBI's taxonomy places the organism in Eukaryota, Fungi, Ascomycota, Eurotiomycetes, Eurotiales, Aspergillaceae. Gene Ontology annotation, biological process: Golgi organization; endoplasmic reticulum to Golgi vesicle-mediated transport. Gene Ontology annotation, molecular function: small GTPase binding. The record is from RefSeq and is a predicted model, not a curated record. Gene Ontology annotation, cellular component: Golgi apparatus.